This is a messenger RNA of Amaranthus tricolor (Joseph's coat), 2194 nucleotides long. Its product is annotated as pentatricopeptide repeat-containing protein At3g49240, mitochondrial. Gene Ontology annotation, cellular component: chloroplast. Lineage: Eukaryota; Viridiplantae; Streptophyta; Magnoliopsida; Caryophyllales; Amaranthaceae. The coding region runs from base 91 to 2013 and encodes 640 amino acids. Gene Ontology annotation, molecular function: protein binding. The transcript has a single exon. The record is from RefSeq and is a predicted model, not a curated record.
UAAAUUUGAUUUCUCUAAACCUCUAAAAAACCCUCGUCUCAUUCCCCAUUUCACUUCCUACUCGAGUCUCGACCUUCACAGCAUUCAUCAAUGGCGUUCUCCAAACCCUCAUCCCUCUUCCUCCAUUUGAAAUCCUUCUCAACCCCCCAUCAUCACCACAUUCUCCACCGCGUUUCCCCACCAAUUUCCGUCGCUUUCCGCCUCCUCUCUUACGCCACUCCUGAAGACAUGGCCGCCGAACGCCGUAAACGAAAGCGUCAACUUCGUAUGCAACCUCCUAUUUCCCCUUCUCGCCAUCAACAACCCCCACAAAAACAACGUUCUCCUAUUCCAAACCCUAACCCUAAUUCCCCCAAAAUCCCCGAUCACGUUUUUGUUCUCACCGGUAAUCGCCUUAACCUCCAUAAUAAAAUCCUCAAGCUUAUUCGAGAGAAUGAUCUUGAUGAAGCAGCUUUGUAUACUCGUCAUUCUGUUUACUCUAAUUGUCGUCCUACUAUCUUUACUUGUAAUGCAGUAUUGGCUGCUCUUCUUCGUCAAUCGAGGUAUUCCGAUUUUCUUUCUCUUCAUCGGUUUAUUACUCAAGCUGGAAUAGCUGCAAAUGUUAUUACUUAUAAUAUGUUGAUUACAUUGUAUUGUGAGUGUCGAAAACCUGAUACUGCUCUUGAACAUUAUAAGAGGCUAAUUGAGGAUGCUCCUUUUGAGCCUUCUAAGGCAACUUAUCGUAUUUUAGUCAAGGGCUUGGUGGAUAAUAAUAGGGUUGAAAAGGGAAUUGAAAUUAAGGAUGAGAUGUUGUCGAAAGGGUUCGAUGCUGAUGAGGUAGUGUAUGCGUAUUUGAUGAAUGGAUGUGCUAUGAAUAAUGAUGGAGAUAGAGUGUUGGGGCUUUAUGAGGAGUUGAAGGAGAAAUUAGGAGAAGUUACUAAGGGGAUUGUGUAUGGUCCUUUGAUGAAAGGGUAUUUUUUGAAGGGAAUGGAGGAUAAAGCCAUGGCAAAGUUUGAAGAAGCAAUGGCAGAGAAUUCCAAUGUUAAGAUGGACGAUUUGGCGUAUAAUUUGGUUUUGGAUGCGUUUUGUAAGAAUGGACUGUUUGAGAAAGCUUUGGAAUUGUUUGAGAGGAUGAAGAACUUGCAUAAUCCACCUUGGAAGUUGACUGUGAAUCUUGGAAGUUAUAAUGUGAUGGUUGAUGGGUAUUUCUUGGAAGGUCGAUUCAAGGAAGCCAUUGAAGUUUUUAUGAGUAUGAAUGAAAAAAAUUGCAGUCCUGAUAUUUUGUCGUUUAAUAAUUUGAUAGGGCUUCUGUGCAACAAGGAUUUGCUUCCUGAAGCUGAAGAAGUAUGCAGUAGGAUGGGCGAGAAGGGUGUCAGUCCGGAUGAGGUUACUUACGGUUUGUUGAUGGAUGCGUGUUUUAAGGAAAAUAGACCAGAUGAUGCAGCUGGGUAUUUCAAGAAAAUGAUUGAUGAAAAUUUACGACCUAAUUUGUCGGUUUACAACCGAUUGGUUGAAGGGUUGGUUCAAGUGGGAAAGAUUGAUGAUGCAAAGUCGUUCUUUGACUUGAUGGUUAAUAAACUAAAGUUCAACUCUGCUAGUUAUGAAUUUAUGUUCAAGUCUUUGUGCGAUGUUAGACGGGUUGAUGAUGUGCUUAAGAUUGUUGGCGAUAUUUUGGAUGAGGCGAGUAUUGAUCUUAAUGAUGACAUGAAGUACAUUGUGAAGGAUGGAUUGAGAAGGGAAGCGCGAGAGGAAGAGGAACUUGACAGACUGAUUGAGCAGAAGGAGCGAGAGAAGGAAGAAGCUAAAAGAAGGGAGGCUGAAGAAGCAGAAAGAGCAAAGGCCAGUGCAAAAGCUGCAGUUGCUUCUUUACUUCCAUCCAAACUCCUUGGAAAUAAGGAAGACAAUAGAGAAUCACUGUUCUCUGGAGGGGAUGAUAAGGUGCAAGCUAGUGGAGAUACAGAUACAGUUACAGUAGGCGAGGAAGCUGCUAAGUCUGAUUCUAAUAGUCUUGACACUGCACAGGCUACAAAUUGAUCUUUCAAGUACACGGUCAUUUUGCUUGGCUCCCUUAUCUGUUGCUGCGUCUUAAGAGCGCUAGCUUGUUCUCGUGUUAAAACACGAGUAUUAACUAUUUUAUUAAAUGAUGAAUUGAAAGAUUUUCAUGUCAGUUGGCUAGUUUAUGAUAUUGGCUAACCCAGUGAAACAUAAUUCGGUA